Molecule: messenger RNA, 2380 nt
Organism: Dimorphilus gyrociliatus
Lineage: Eukaryota; Metazoa; Annelida; Polychaeta; Dinophilidae
Source: the annotation of a GenBank genome assembly
AGACUGGUUCCUAGUGCAAUUUACGACAGGACUAAAAUACAUUAAAUCAUGAUUUAGGCUAUCAAAAGAUAAAGGAUUGAUCAAUUGUUUUAAAUGAAAUCGAUAGAUGAUACGUGAAAUUUGUGUUUUAAUGGACUUGUAGGGAAAAAACAGCUAUACAACAAAAAAGUGUUCAAAGUAUAAUAAGAAAUGGACACUGCCCCAUCCCUUUUCACGAUUGAGAGAAGGACAGUUCUUAAUGAAGUUACAGAAGUUGAUGAAGAUCCAUCAGAAGUUCUUAAAAAUACCAAUGACACAAUUGAAGAGGACCAAUACGAGGCUGAUAAUAUUCUAGAGACGGACUCUACACCUUUGGACUUAUUUCAGGAUCCAGAAGAACCAAAUGAAAGAGGACAAUGGACCAAUAAAUUGGAAUUUCUGUUUACCUGUAUAGGCUAUGCUGUAGGCUUGGGCAAUAUAUGGAGAUUUCCAUAUCUCUGUUAUAAAAAUGGAGGUGGAGCGUUUAUAAUACCAUACUUUGUGAUGCUGCUAUUAAUUGGUUUACCAAUUUUCUUCCUUGAGUUAUCCUUUGGCCAAUUUGCAAGUCUGGGACCGUUGACAAUUUGGAAAAUAAAUCCAUUGUUUAAGGGCAUUGGCUAUGCCACUGUGGCCACUGUAUGGCUAUUUGAUAUCUAUUACAAUGUAAUAGUAAGCCAUAUUCUAUUCUUUCUCUGUGCAUCUUUUAAAUCCAUUUUUUCUGGAAUACCAUGGGAUAAUUGUAAUCAUGAAUGGAACACUGAAUUUUGUAUAGAUUCUAACCAUAAUACAUCGGGAAUGACCUAUAAUUCGAGUGGGACGAACGCGACAGUUUUUUCGGUAGUUCUUCCAGCUAGCAAUUCAACUUUAAAUAAUGUGACCUACCGAACUGCAGCCCAGGAAUAUUAUAACAUUUAUGUUCUACAGAAAUCUUCUGGUAUUGACGAUAUUGGUUCUAUAAAUUGGAGAUUGUGUCUUCUAUUACUACUUGCUUGGUCAAUUGUUUUGAUAUGUCUAAUCAGAGGUGUACAAUCGUUGGGCAGAGUUGUCUAUUUUACAGCUUUAUUCCCCUAUGUUAUGCUGACUAUAUUACUAAUUAGAGGCGUUACUCUAAAGGGAGCUUCGCAAGGAAUCAUUUUCUAUUUAAAGCCAAAGUUUAGUGAGUUGCUAAAUGCUCGAGUUUGGUGUGAGGCUGCAGCACAAAUAUUUUAUUCAUUAAGUUGUUGUACAGGAGGGCUGAUUGCGAUGUCUUCGUUCAACAAAUUUAAACAGAAUUGCCUUAAAGAUGCAUUAAUUGUGGCUUUUAUUAAUUGUUUAACCUCCUUUUAUGCGGGGUUUGUAAUUUUUAGUGUUUUAGGAUUUAUGGCCUAUGAAAAGAAUGUUGAUGUCAGCAAAGUCGCUGUUGGUGGACCAGGAUUAGCUUUCGAAGUUUAUCCAGAGGCAAUAGCAAGAAUGCCUGUACCUGCCUUAUGGGCUAUACUUUUUUUUCUGAUGAUGGCUACUCUAGGUUUUGGAUCGCAAUUCUCGCAAGUGGAGUGCUUUAUUUGUGCUUUUACUGAUGAAUGGGCUCAUAUUAUCAGAAAAUCCACUGCUACUUCAAUUUUAUUCAGAGUUAUUGUAAUGGCGAAGUUCUUUCUAUUAGGAUUGCCCAUGGUAACUUACGGUGGGAUGUAUAUAAUUAAUCUUGUAGAUUCGAAUGCUGGAGGAUUUCCACUUUUAGUGAUAGGUUUUUGCGAAGUUAUAGCAAUAAAUUGGGUUUACGGGUAUAACUUUUUUUCAAAAGACAUUGAACUUAUGCUUGGUAAACCACCUGGAUUAUAUUGGAAAGUAACUUGGAAAUUUGUUACACCUCUAAUUAUAUUCCUUACUAUUUUAUUCAAUAGUAUAUCAUAUAAGAAUAUGACAUUAGGCGAUUACAAGUACCCGCAAUGGGCUAUCGUUUUAGGAUGGCUGGUUGCUUUGUUUCCCAUUAGUAUGAUUCCUAUAUUCUUUUUGUAUCGGUAUUGUACUGAAGGAGGCCAUCAGCUUGUUCAGGCUCUAAUGAAACCAGCAGCUGAUUGGGGUCCUGCCAAAACCGCCGAUAGAACUGGACGUUAUGCUCCAAAGAUUAAGAGUGUAAAAUUUAGUAGACAAGAUAGCAUUUUUAAAGACGGUACAAGGGGUGUUAUUAAAAUAUCACUUAAUGAAAAUCGUCAAGAAUUGUCAUCAAGCCAAAAGGAAAGGGAAAAGGAUAUUGAUGAAGAGAAAAUAGAAUUAAAACAGACUGACUCUUUCGCAUAAACUACACUUAGAAAUUAUAUUUUUUUGUUUAACUUUAAAUUUUUCAGAUUUUAUUUUUGUAAAAUACAAUUUAUUUAUAUAGGUC